AUGGUUAUUUACAAGUCCAACUAUCCGGCUAUCCCAAUAUUGCCAAGAAAAGUGCAUGAACAUAUUUUCGAUUGCAUUAGGCAGCAUGAAAAGGAUCGGCCUUACCAACCAUUGUUUAUCGACUCGUUGACUGGAAUUGUAACCACCGGAACUCAAAUCAUCGAGAGAACCUUGUCUUUGGCCCACUUUUUGAGAGAACAUGGCUUUGAAAAGGAUGAUUUCAUUGUGACUCCGGUGGAAAAUGGAUGGCCAUACGUGUGCGCGGUGUUGGCAUGCAGUAUGUUGGGUGGUGGAGUGGCUGGCGCUUACCCGAAGAACAGUUCCUGUAAGUUGCGAAUAAAUCAAGUUUUUUAGCAAUUAAAUUCGUGCCAAAGGAAGAAUUGAAUAGUAGGUUAGCUGUGUGUUUUCAGAUGAAAUUUCCCAUCAGACCCGUUUAUGUAAGGCCAAAUUCGUCAUGUGCGAAGGUUAUGUUGUUCCCAAAAUUUUGGAGAUCCUCGACGAAUGUCCGUCUAUUCGAACAAUAAUUACAGUUGGCGAUCAUGUCAACGCGACAACCGACAGGCUCCCAAUUUUUCGAAUUGAAGACAUCAUCAAACGAAUGACUGAAAUUCAUGAGAUCCCAGAAGUCGAUAUUGACAUCGAAAAGAAUGUUUAUUUCCUGCCUCCGUCAAGGUAAAAACGUUAAAUUUAAGUGUCAAAAUACGAUCGAAUAUGUAUGGAAUGUUGCUUCGAGUUACAUUUCAUUUCAGUGGGACAACCGGCCUUCCCAAAGGAGUGUGUCAAACGCAAUCCCGAAACUACUGCGGUCUGCUAACCUUUGCGGGGUAAGUUGAGUUUUCACGUAAGUUCGAUCUUUCCGACUGCAACUAGACGCUUUUUUUGCGUGGUAAAUUGAAGAGUUGUAGAAAAACCUUUUGAAUUAUUAUUUAUUAUAAAAUAUGAGCUAAUAUUGAUCUUGAAGGUCUUCAUACAAAUAUUUUUUACUAGUGACAAAGAUGUAUAUAUCUUUUGAACAUAAAUAUCCAUGUCUUUUGUAACCUUUACAAUUCUUCUCUCUUCUAGCGCGCUCACCGAGCGCCUCCUCAAGCCGCUGGAUCCCACCUGGAACUGGCGUGACAACAAGGUCCUGGUCACUCCACAAGUCGGCUUUGUCUAUGGCCAUGGAGUCACUUUCACCUCCAUUUUAAACGGCUCGGUUGGGGUGUUUGUCCGCAAACCGACCCUGGAGCAUGUGGCCGACUGCAUUGACAAGUAUAAAAUACGGCAUCUGUAUGGGCAUCCCGCACUGUUCGCUUCUUUAACUCACUAUAAACAAGAGAAUCCGGAGAAAUUGACAACGCUUCAGACUGCAAUCACAGGUGGAUCCCCAUUGAAAGAAAAGAUUGCCAACGAUUUUAUGGAGACGUGUAAUGUGAAGGUGGCUCAGUUUUAUGCAAUGAGCGAAGGGCUGGUUGCAUACGCGGAAGUGGAUAGUCCAAUAACCUCUGUUGGGAGACUCUUGCCGGGAACUGAGCUGAGGGUUGUCGAUGCUGAAAAUGGAGAGGAAUUGGGGUAAGAAAUGCAUGAAAGAAACCGUCCAACUUUUGUAUUUGUAACCUGCCUAUGGCUGUUAGCAAUAUCUGGCAAUUCUACUCACAGCUUUAAUAAGCAGAGAUUUGUAUGAACUUUUGAUUUUGACACUUGACGACACUUCCACAUGGGAAUAUUUUUUAUCCUGAACCCUUGAAGAGGUCGCAGAAUUCAUGGUUCAAAAUUUUUUCUCAUAGCUUACAUAGGGCAGUUAAAAACAUCUGACAAUUUUACUGAUAGUUCGAAAACGCAGAGAAGAGAUUUGGCGGCUCUUGGAGAUGGGAACAUGAAGAAAAUUUUGUUCUAAACCCCUCGCAAACUCGGGAAGUUUGGUAAAUUUUCUAAAGCUUUGUUGCCAAAGCGGUGCUUUUAAUGAGACGUUUCUUGUUUCUUUAGCACCAGAUAGUUGAACAUUACCUAUGAGCAACAUGCAAGGCUUGCAAAAUAUUACCUUGAUCAUUGCAUUUUAGUCCCCAUGCUGUUGGAGAGAUUCAAUUCCGUAACCCCACAAUGACUACGGGUUAUCUCAAUAAUCCCGAAGCAACUGCCGAGUUAUUCACUGAAGACGGAUUUUUGAUCACAGGAGACAUCGGAUAUGUCGAUGAAACUCAAAACGUCUUUCUAGUGGAUCGGAAGAAAGAGAUGAUCAAAGUCCAAGGGAAAUCCGUUGCUCCAGGGCAAUUGGAAGACUUGCUCCAUACAAAUAAGAAAAUCAAAGAGUGCUGUGUUGUGGGAGUGCCCGAUGAAGUGCUGGGCGAGAGUAUAUGGGCAUUUAUUGUGAAGCGAGAGGAGGGUUUGACAGAGAAAGAGGUCAUAGACACGGUAAAUUGUAAGUUUAUUCGAAGAAAUCUACAGUUUCUUCAUUUUUCAGUGAAUAUUGUGGAUUAUAAACAAAUCACUGGUGGAGUUCAGUUCCUGGAUGCGAUUCCUCGCAAUAACAAUGGCAAAAUGCUGAGGAGGAAGUUGCGGGAACUGGUGAUUGCCAACAACAACAUCAGCGCCUAA
Bursaphelenchus xylophilus (pine wood nematode) is the source of this 2574-nucleotide messenger RNA. Lineage: Eukaryota; Metazoa; Nematoda; Chromadorea; Rhabditida; Aphelenchoididae. The record is from the annotation of a GenBank genome assembly.